AUGUAUUGUAAAGACGAUCCAAAGUUUUUGAAUGCGGGGAGGAAAGAGUCCAGGGCACCUCCGAUCACUUCGAGCGACGGGUGGGGGUUGACCAUUGUGUCGGCGAUGUCUGUGCUGACGUGGACGGCAGACUGCAGGGUCUUGGUUGAAGUGAGUGAUAUUGUCGGAUGGGAAGUGUGCGGACAGGGGAUACGUCGGACGUGGUUGAAGGAAGUGAGCGGUGAGGCGGAGCCUGAGAAGACUCUCACACUUCACCAUUUUUUUGGACUUUGGGGAUUUUGUCCAAACUCCAUACUACAGUGUAGGGAGACGAGGGAUACGUCGGACGUGGUUGAAGGAAGUGAGCGGUGA
Ilex paraguariensis (yerba mate) is the source of this 351-nucleotide messenger RNA. Lineage: Eukaryota; Viridiplantae; Streptophyta; Magnoliopsida; Aquifoliales; Aquifoliaceae. The record is from the annotation of a GenBank genome assembly.